This is a messenger RNA of Cylicostephanus goldi, 252 nucleotides long. The record is from the annotation of a GenBank genome assembly. Lineage: Eukaryota; Metazoa; Nematoda; Chromadorea; Rhabditida; Strongylidae.
AUGUGUGUAAUGUUUGACUGUGCGCUCAUUGCCCUCACUUGCGCCAUUUUGAAUUACGAAGAGAGUGACGAUCAAGAAGUAGAUGUCUUCGAGAGCUUUGAAGAUCUUCACGGACGAUUGGUACGAGAGGCACAAACACAAACAGUAGCCGAAAAUCCGAAGAUCCAGAUGGAAAAGAGUGUGCAGACCAUCUCGCCGGAGGAGCGAAGGGCGGCCAAAGUCAAAUUUCAUCCACGUCAAAGUGAUUGCUGA